Pipistrellus kuhlii (Kuhl's pipistrelle) is the source of this 1239-nucleotide messenger RNA. It is a transcript of the gene CCR9, whose product is annotated as C-C motif chemokine receptor 9. Bases 130 to 1239 code for a protein of 369 amino acids. Gene Ontology annotation, biological process: chemotaxis; immune response; G protein-coupled receptor signaling pathway. Gene Ontology annotation, cellular component: membrane. The record is from RefSeq and is a predicted model, not a curated record. The transcript is spliced from 3 exons. Gene Ontology annotation, molecular function: C-C chemokine receptor activity. Lineage: Eukaryota; Metazoa; Chordata; Mammalia; Chiroptera; Vespertilionidae.
GCUCAGAAGGCUUGCCUCUCGUCCCAGGCAGACGGCAAGCCAGCCCCUCCCAGGCACAGCUGGCGGCCCCUUCUCCCCGCGCCUCUCUCGCAUGCUGCCCUUCGAGAAGCAGCUUGCCUCUGCCGCACCAUGACACCCCUAGAAUUCACAAGUCCUGUCCCCAAUCUGUCUGAUGACUUCAGCUAUGACUCCACGUCUUCCAUGGAUGACUAUGAGAACUUCAACUUGCUGGACUUCUACUGUAAGAAAAGCAACGUCAGGCAGUUCGCGAGCCACUUCCUCCCUCCCUUGUACUGGCUGGUGUUCAUCGUGGGCACCGUGGGCAACAGCCUGGUCAUCCUAGUCUACUGGUACUGCACCAGGUUGAAGACCAUGACCGACAUGUUCCUGCUGAAUCUGGCCAUUGCCGACCUCCUCUUUCUGGCCACUCUUCCCUUCUGGGCCAUCGCCGCUGCCGACCAGUGGAAAUUCCAGACCUUCAUGUGCAAAGCGGUCAACAGCAUGUACAAGAUGAACUUCUACAGCUGCGGGCUGCUGAUCAUGUGCAUCAGCGUGGACAGGUACAUCGCCAUCGCCCAGGCCAUGCGGGCGCAGAGCUGGAGGCAGAAGAGGCUUCUGUACAGCAAAAUGGUCUGCAUCGUCGUCUGGGUAAUGGCGGCCGCGCUCUGCAUCCCGGAAGUCCUGUACAGCCAACUCAAGAGGGAUUCCAACGUCACCGUCUGCACCAUGGUGUAUCCUCGUGAUGAGAGCACCAAGCCGAAGUCGGUCGUCUUGACCCUGAAGGUGAUCCUGGGGUUCUUCCUUCCCUUUGUGGUCAUGGCUUGCUGCUACACCAUCAUCAUUCACACGCUGACCCAGGCCAAGAAGUCCUCCAAGCACAAGGCCCUAAAGGUGACCAUCACCGUCCUUACCGUCUUCGUCUUAUCUCAGUUCCCCUACAACUGCAUCCUGUUGGUGCAGACCAUCGACGCCUACGUCAGGUUCAUCUCGAGCUGUGCCCUCUCCAUCAACCUCGACAUCUGCUUUCAGGUCACUCAGACCAUCGCCUUCUUCCACAGCUGCCUGAACCCCGUCCUCUAUGUGUUUGUGGGGGAGAGAUUCCGACGGGAUCUCGUGAAGACCCUGAAGCACCUGGGCUGCAUCACACAGGCCCAGUGGGCCUCCUUUGCCAGACGACAGGGUAGCUUGAAGAUUUCCUCGGUGCUGCUGGAGACAACCUCGGGGGCCCUCUCCCACUGA